UGUUACUGUCUUGUUUUGUGUGUACGCCGCGAAGCUAAAUUGUAAUAAUUUUCUAUUGAUUUUUCAAUGUAAUUACAACUUUCUUUCAUUAAUUUACUGUAAACAUUCCAUAAAAAUGAUGCAUUUGUACAAAUCAGUACUUUUUCUGUCUCUGACAUUUACAUCAAUGAAGACAGUUCAAUCAAUAAACUGCUAUCAAUGUUCGGGUACGGACUCUGAAAACCCUUUUGAGUGCAAUGAAUACUUUAAUAACGACAUAGAUAUAUUACCGAAGGACUGUUCCGAUAUUCAUGAUGCCCAGUAUUGUAUAAAACACGUCGGACGGUACGAAGUUGUAGCUAUAGAUUGCUAUCAGUGCAAUUCCUCAGCUACAAUGGAGUGUGGUGAUGCCCUCAUGCACCUGGACGGGGGAAGCCUGAAGCCUACUUCCUGUGAACAUGUCUUUAAUGCUCAAUUCUGCAUAAAACAUACAGGUGGCAUCAGCACAAAAAGAUAUUGUUCAUCUUUAGACCUGGGCAACUACUGCAACUAUGUGCAACAACCUGGAGACAAGCUCGAGUACAGGACUUGCAUAUACACGUGCAGUAGUGAUGGCUGCAAUGCUGCAACUGGCUUGACGAUAUCUAAUGCAGUGUCGACAAUACCUUUCCUAAUAGUCGCCCACAUACUGGGAUAUGUGUCAUUAUAAGAUUUUAGUAAGGGAAAGUUGCUUUAACUUCGAUAAUUUCGAAAUGCAUUCCGUGUCUGGAACCAAAUAACACAUCAUCACAAGUACUUAGCACUCCAUACAAGUGCAGAACUAAAAUUACCAAGUGUUCCUUUAUUAAUAGGUACCUUUAACUUAUCAUGAUCUAAGAGUAUUUUGUUUGCAUGGCUUCAUUGGCAGGGGUCUAAGGACCUGUUCACACCAACUGGCUUGGUACCGUGAAGGGGACGCGAUUCGUAGGUAUAAAUCCGAGCUCGCGCGGAGUUACAUAGGCCUGAUUCAACUUUUAACGCAAAAAGCGGUGUCUGUGAAAUAUCAAAAAUACUCCAAAUUUUUUCUUAAGUGUCCCAUGAUUGGUGUCGUUAACAUAAUCAUUCUAAUUAUUAGUAUAAUUACAUAAUGCCGUCCAAUCCGUCCAUUAUUGGGACAAUACAAUGUAUUAUCCCAAUGAAUCCCAAUACAAUGUAUUAUUUUAAUUUUUUACAUGCUUAAUAUUUUUGUGGUCUGCUGAAAAAGACAGUAGGUAAUCAAUAUGAACAAUCUCAAUCUCUACUGA
Molecule: messenger RNA, 1262 nt
Organism: Cydia strobilella
Lineage: Eukaryota; Metazoa; Arthropoda; Insecta; Lepidoptera; Tortricidae
Gene: bou
Product: U-scoloptoxin(05)-Sm1a
Exons: 4
Coding region: 116-688 (190 amino acids)
Biological process (GO): positive regulation of voltage-gated potassium channel activity; regulation of synaptic transmission, cholinergic; sleep
Source: RefSeq, a predicted model, not a curated record